Molecule: messenger RNA, 619 nt
Organism: Trichomonas vaginalis G3
Lineage: Eukaryota; Parabasalia; Trichomonadida; Trichomonadidae
Product: organellar and viral DNA polymerase type B
Exons: 1
Biological process (GO): DNA replication
Molecular function (GO): DNA binding; DNA-directed DNA polymerase activity; nucleotide binding
Source: RefSeq, a predicted model, not a curated record
AUGUUUAACUUACAAACAGGACCGAAAGAAGUAUUUCCAUACAACUACUACAGCAGUGUUUUGUUAGCAAAUGACAACAGAACUGGUGUCAUUUCUGAAGCAUGUAAGUUUAUCCGGGAUGCAGAUACAUUCAUGAAAAACAUAGAUUCCAUCAAAGGUUGCAGAAUAGAUGAGAACCACUUCGACUUAGAAAAAUAUAGCACAUUUUAUUGCAAACAAGAUGUAAGAAUUUUAAGAGAAGGUUUUGUUAAGUUCCGCAAUGACAUAUUGAAAGAAUUUGAUUUAAACGUUUAUGACUACGUUAGUAUUUGUUCAAUUGCUAACAAAUUAUUUGAGAACAGAGUGUACUUCCCGAAUGGAAAUUUAUAUGACCUCUCAAAUAAACCAAGAGAAUUUAUUUCACGCUGUAUUCAAGGUGGAAGAUGUAUGCUGUCAGAUAACAUGAAACAAAAGAGCGAAAAGAAACUCAUUGCUGACUUCGACGCUGUUUCAUUAUAUCCAUCAGCUAUAGCAAGACUUUAUACUUUAGAAGGUAUUCCAAAGGUUAUGAAGAAAGAAAUGUUAAGCACAGAGUAUCUCAUGAGACAUUUAUUCGAUGACGACCAAAAGGAACCCAUUG